AUGGCUUCAAGGAAACUUAAGGGAGAGAGAAAAAUAGGUGAAAUAAGCUACGAACAAGAUGAAAACCUCUUGCAUGCACCAUCAACAAAGGCUAGAAGUAUCACCAUCAACAUUAGAACUCGAUCACUUUUAGCGGUAAAAUACAGUAAUUUACUAUCUUUCCCUUCUCAUAGCUUUGAUUUCCCAAAUAUGUUAAGUCUUCAAAAAUUAUAUGGUUUAGUUGGUGACCAUGGGUAUAUCUACCCGAAUAUGGUUCGGAAAUUUUAUCUGAACUUUAACCUUAUUCUGAGUCAAAAUGAUGGUGAAGAUGAUGUGAUAACUUCUAGAGUAAAAAAUGUCGAUAUUUGCUUGUAUGACUUGAAAAAUAAGAUUCCUAUUAAUUAG
Molecule: messenger RNA, 384 nt
Organism: Vicia faba (fava bean)
Lineage: Eukaryota; Viridiplantae; Streptophyta; Magnoliopsida; Fabales; Fabaceae
Source: the annotation of a GenBank genome assembly